AUUCAAGGGAGACAUUGAUGUGUGUUAAGUGUGAGCCCAGCAACCGUCCGGUUUCUGUGAAGAUUUCUGUUUUAGCCCUUUGUUGUGGCCAUGUUUCCAGUCUCCCUUGUUUGCCGCCAUGGCAGGCUUCUGGCUGAUAAAACAAUGAAGCUCAUGCAUUUCCAGCAGAAGCCUCCCCACUCCUGUCCAUUAUCCACUGUUAGCACUAAAAUGAACUGGGCAGCUGUUGAAAAAAGUAAGCGGUUCCCAAAUUGGGAAAACUUUGGAAUUUGGUUAGAUGACCCAGUUAUUUUACCACCUAGAAUAUCAGCUCUUCAAUAUAAAGAGAAGAUAGCCAAUGUUGGUUGUGUAUGCCAGAUUGGAAAGAGAAAGCAAAAUGAAGAUCGUUUCAGUAUAGCUCAACUUCAAAAUGGAUUAUCGUGUUUUGCUGUCUUUGAUGGGCAUGGAGGGGCUGAUGCUGCUGAAAUUUGUUCCCAAUACAUUGGACACUAUAUUCAACAAAAUCUAAAAAUAGAAGCAGAUUUGGAAAACGUCUUGCUACGUUCGUUUCUACAAAUUGAUAGUGACUUCAUACAAAACACUUACGGUUUGAAGGAAGGUGAGCUGCUAACGUCAGGGACAACUGCAACUGUAGCUUUGCUGAAUGAAACAAUGCUUGUAGUGGCCAGUGUUGGAGAUAGUCCAGCGAUUCUUUGUCGUGAAGGGAAAGCUAAGCAAUUAACAGAAGAUCACACCCCAAGAAGGAAAGAUGAAAAGAAAAGGAUUAAGGAGUGUGGCGGUUUCAUAGACUGGAAUAGUGUUGGAGAUCCUUAUGUAAAUGGUCGAUUAGCCAUGACCCGUAGCAUUGGGGACAUGGAUCUCAAACCUUUUGGGGUAACUGCUCAACCAGAAGUUAACACAGUCAAGUUGGAACAUGCAAAAGACUGUUUCCUGAUCCUGACCACUGAUGGAGUUAGUGGAAUUAUGGAGGCACAAGAGAUGUGUGACAUUGUGAAAAAAUACCAGGAUCCAUCAGAAGCUGCUGCAGUUGUAAAUGAGCAGGCUCUGCAGUAUGGAACACAAGAUAAUGUAACUACCAUGGUUGUGCCACUUGGUGCCUGGGGGAAAUACAGUACUUCACUUGGUCAAACAAGUUUUGGAAGGAUGAUGGUUGCAAGCUCCAGAUGGCACUGAGUGUUCACUGAUAUUGGAAACCACUACACUCUAAUCCAGAUUACCACCAUUUUUAUAAAAUGUUUGUAUUUGUGUUUUUUGGAUUUUUGUUACAUUCUAACAGAUGUAAAGUUGACGCUGUAAUCCACAUCAGUUAGCUUUCUUUGACCGUUAGAUCUGAAUACUGUUACCAUUCACUUAGCAAUAUCAACCUCUGACUAUCCAAUCUGAUUUUGCCAAAGUUGACUUGUAACUAAUAAUUCAGCAUCCAUGUAAGUAUAAUAACACCCCUAGUGUUCAUGUGCAAAUGAUACUACAGCCCUGGACAAGGGGCAGAUGUAAUUUUUGUGUUGUGUGCAGAGCUAAAAGGCUGGGUGGGGAGCAAGAAAGGAGUACCAGCACAGA
Molecule: messenger RNA, 1557 nt
Organism: Rhincodon typus (whale shark)
Lineage: Eukaryota; Metazoa; Chordata; Chondrichthyes; Orectolobiformes; Rhincodontidae
Product: protein phosphatase 1K, mitochondrial-like
Exons: 7
Coding region: 91-1173 (360 amino acids)
Biological process (GO): protein dephosphorylation
Molecular function (GO): protein serine/threonine phosphatase activity
Source: RefSeq, a predicted model, not a curated record